Molecule: messenger RNA, 1912 nt
Organism: Chara braunii
Lineage: Eukaryota; Viridiplantae; Streptophyta; Charophyceae; Charales; Characeae
Source: the annotation of a GenBank genome assembly
CGACGAAACGAGCAGCUUCAGAAGAAAAGAGAGUCUGGAAAGGUAGUGGAAGAAGAGCCUAUCCCCGUUAGCGAGAACGAUGAGGAUAAUGAGGAUGAGAAGUUGCGGGUCGAAGAAGAAGAACGUGCUCGCCGGCCGACACUGGAAAGGGAGUCGGAGAAAGGGAAGGCCGAAGCAAGCGAGGAGGAGUCACGAAAGAAGAAGAACGUUUAUUCGAUCCCCGUGGMGCAGGGGGUCAAUAUCGAGCAACUCGUCAAUAAGAUUCUGGAAAGUUAGCGCGACUUGGUYACGCUGAAGGAAAUUUUGGYGGUAUCGCCGAACAUUCGAGAGGAGUUUAAGCAGCGGAUGACUCGCAAGAGAGUCAUGACUAUUAAGCUCGGCGAARUCAUUCCGCCGGAAGCUAACUGGUCCCCGCCUGGGACGAAGAUGGACUGGCGAAGUGUGUCAACCGACCAUAUGAAGGUCCAGAUUGGACAGCAGGAGUACUCGRCACUUGUGGAUGAUGGACCUGAGAUGAAUAUCAUUCGUGAGCGCCAUGGCAUUGAAGCUGGCAUGAAGAUCAACCGCGAUGACUAUGGGUUUCUGGUGGGAGCUAACGGAUCGACCCCAUUCUGCGGGACAGCCAGUGGCGUUCUCGUCACGGUCGGGAAGGUCAAAGUCCGCUCUUAUUUCUACGUGUUACCUAGAGUGGAACACGAGGUGCUUCUGGGAAGGGCGUUCCUAUGUCGGUCGGAAAGCAUCAUCAUUAACAAGCAUGAUGAAACCAUGUUUGUAAUUCUUUGCGAUCCUGUCAGCGGUUAUUACGAAGUGGUCAAGUGUGCGAACACUGGACCUUAUUGCUCGCGGAACCGGUUGAACCCGGAAUCCUAUACCUUUCCGGRKUCAGAGAAGUUGAGAAGGGAAAAGRAAUCACUAUGGGAGGAGACGAAUCCUCGUGAGUUCUCGCUGACCCUGCCUGAUAUUGGGCAGGCAAUCGAUUUCCCGUUUGCCGCCAAAGUGGAGCACUUGCGAAAGCUUGUGCGCAAAGGUCAGAAGUGGGAAUGGGGUCCGAAGCAACAAGAGGCCGUGGAGGAUAUAAAGGCUGAGUUUCGUGAGGGCGGAUUGAUCCUUGGAGUUACCUUUUUCGAUGAUGAUGAGAAACGUCCUUUUGUUAUUGAGACUGAUGCGGGGCCUACAGCCCUAGGAGGGGUCUUCGUUCUGAAGGACGUUGAGGGGCAGGAAAGGCCUCUCAGAUUUGAAAGCAGGACUCUGAAUGUUGUUGAGAGAAACUAUUCCCAGUUCAAAAUGGAAACUUUAGUCGUCCUUCACUGCUUCCACAUCUUUCAGAAUUAUGUGUUUGGGAGACGCUUCAUCCUGCUGGUAGACCCAACUGCUUUGGCUCAAUCCUUAAGGAAUUAUUCACCUGCUGAUCCCACCAUUGCACGAUGGUUGACUUAUAUUUGGAUGUUUGACUUUGAAAUCGAACGGAUUUCGGGGAGUCAGAAUCACGCUGAUGGGCUAAGUGAGGUUGAAUGGGAUCCAGAAUCGGAUCAGGCAGAAGAAUCAGUUCCGGUCGAUGCCUUUCUGAAGGAAGAGGAGACGAGAUUGAGUAUUAACACUCUUGCCUACCUGACAGAUGCGGCCACUCGGCAUGGGAAAUCGAUAUGGAAUGCUCCUGCCUUUCACGAGGUACGUUCAGAGCUCGUGAUGGAGGAACCUUUCAUUGAGGAGGACCCAUGGGGCGAGCAGACCGCAGAGGAAAUGAUGAGGUUGGCUUUGACCAAUGACAGCGACCUUAUGCUUGAUCCACUAACGAUUGAACAGGGCCAUACGCAGGCUGAUUAGGCUUUCCAGACCGUUGGAAGGAUGUCAUAUAUCAUGAACUUGUUGGUUCACGAGGAUCGCAUGGGGUUAAUGAAUGCGGAGGAAGGGA